GCGGCGGAGGAGGCGGAGGCAGCGGCGCGGCGCGGUUCGCGUCGGACUGGGUGACGUGCCGCCCCUCUCGUGGCAUCGACCAACGAAGUGAUGCAUGCGCACUCAGCAUCCGUGACCUAGGUGACGGCGUACCUCUCGUUUUGGUCGAAGGGAUGGGAGGCGCAGCUGGAGAGGAACGGGAUCGGCUUCGCAAAGGACCAGGGCCCGCUCGGCGCCAUCGCGGCGACGCAGUGCCUCAGCAAGGAGAAGACGCGUGCCAAGGCGCGAGCCGGCGGCGUGCCCGCCGAGUUUGAAGACUACUCCUCGCGCAAGGACGCGUUCGGGCGGUGGAAGAUGGCGCGGAGCGUCGGCGUCGGCACGCUCAACUACAACUGGUCGGUGGCGCCGCUGCAACCGGGGCUGAACCGCCGGCUCGAGCGUUUCUUCUUCGGCAAGCUCGUGCAGCCGACGGCGGUGGCGAAGGCGUUGGGCGGCGUGCCGCAGGUCGGCUACACGCACAUCGUCCACCACCACCACGCGUACGACGACUUCGGCGGCCUCGCGGCGCUGCACCGCGCGUGCGCCCGCGCAAACGAGCCCGGGGUGAGCAUCAUGUGAGCGAGAAGCCGGUCCGGGAGGCGGCCUCUGACUGUUCGCGCGGCGUCUGUCAGAGCUGUCGGAUGCUUGCGGGCUCGCGUCUGGGGAAGCGGGCGGGGAGGUGGAAGGGAGCAGGUGUUCUUGGGUGAGCGAGUGAAGGGCAAGGGGUGGGGCGUACACGCACGCCGGGACACCAUCGCAUGAGAGCAAAAUAAACCUUCUGGAGAGCUU
Molecule: messenger RNA, 807 nt
Organism: Emiliania huxleyi CCMP1516
Lineage: Eukaryota; Haptophyta; Isochrysidales; Noelaerhabdaceae
Exons: 4
Coding region: 334-597 (87 amino acids)
Source: RefSeq, a predicted model, not a curated record